AUGGCGACGGCUCUUCUCGUGGCCCAGACUCCAGCGGCGUCUGGGCAGAGGAUGCGCCGCCCCUCCAUCUUCAGCUCCAGCUCCAUCUCCGCCUCCUCCAUCUCCAGGUUCAUCUCCGACCACCCUCCCCUGACGCUGCUGGAGACGAGUUGCCGCAACAUGAAGGACCUCCGCGCUCUGCACUCGCAGCUCGUGAAGACUGGCCUGUCCGAGGACCCCAUCGCCAUCAGCCGCGUCCUCUCCUUUUGCGCCACCCACCCCGCCGGCGACCUCAACUACGCCCUCCGCCUCUUCUCCCGCAUCGCCUCCCCCACCGCCUUCUCCUGCAACACCAUCCUCCGAGCCGCCUCCGGCAGCUCCGCCCCUCUCCUCGCCCUCCUCCUCUUCCUCGACAUGCUUUCGCUCCUCUUCCUCAUACCGCAGCGCCUCACCUUCCCUUCCCUCUUCGUCGCCUGCCGCCGCCUCGCCCGCGCAGACGUGGGCGCCCAGCUCCACGCCAUGGCUGCCAAGCUCGGCUUUGCGGAGGACCCGUACAUCAAAAACUCCAUGAUAUCCAUGUACGGCUCCUGCGGGGACCUGGAGGCGGCGGAGAAAAUCUUCUCCUCCUCCAUCCGCAAGGAGGCAGUCUUCGACGUGGUCGCCUGCAACUCCAUGUUGACGGCUCUGCUUAGAAAGGGCCUGGCGCAGCAAGCCCGCCGCCUGUUCGAUGAAAUGCCCCAGAGAACCAUCUCCACCUGGAGCACCCUCAUGAGCGGGUACCUCCGGAAUGGCCUCUUCCAGGAGACGCUCUCUCUGUUCGGGGAGUUGCAGAGAACAACAACACCCGAGCUCCACCCGAACCCCUGCUGCCUGGUGAGCCUCCUCGGCGCCUGCGCAGGGCUUGGCGCGCUCGAGCAGGGAGAGUGGGCGCACGAAACCUUGAUACGUACCCACCGCGAAGCAGUCGACAACAACCCCAUCAUCCUUAACGCGAUCAUCCACAUGUACUGCAAGUGCGGCAGGCUUGACAAGGCCCUCAUUGCCUUCGAGGCCUCCCCAACAAGAGCUCUCUCGUCCUGGAACGCCAUUAUCGGCGCCCUCGCCAUCCACGGCCGCUGCCCAGAAGCUGUUCAACUCUUUUCCCAGCUAGAGCCCGUCCAUGGUCUGAAGCCCGAUGCCGUCACCUUCGUCGCCGUGCUUACCGCCUGCAGCCACGCGGGGAUGGUCGACGAAGCUCGCAUGAUCUUCGCUUCCAUGUCGGAGAAGCACGGCGUCGAGCCCGCCGUCGAGCACUACGGCUGCAUGGUCGACGCCCUAGCACGCGCGGGGCAUCUGCAGGCGGCGGAGGACCUGAUCCGCGGCAUGACGACGCCCCUGCGGCCCGACGCGGCGGUGUGGGGGGCUCUGCUCGCCGGGAGCAGGAGCCACGGGGACGUCGAGAGGGCGGCGCGGGCGGCGGCGGAGAUCCUGAUCCUGGACCCCGCCGACGGUGGCGGGUACCUGCUCCUGGCCAACGCCCUCGCCGGCUCCGGCGGGUUCGGGGACUCCGCCGCCGUCCGGGCGGCGGUGAAGGAGAAGAGAAUCCGGAAUAAACCCGGGUGCAGCAUGAUAGAGGUGAAAGGCGUGGUACAUGAGUUCUUAGCCUAG
Molecule: messenger RNA, 1626 nt
Organism: Spirodela intermedia
Lineage: Eukaryota; Viridiplantae; Streptophyta; Magnoliopsida; Alismatales; Araceae
Source: the annotation of a GenBank genome assembly